Molecule: messenger RNA, 3547 nt
Organism: Canis lupus familiaris (dog)
Lineage: Eukaryota; Metazoa; Chordata; Mammalia; Carnivora; Canidae
Gene: OBI1
Product: ORC ubiquitin ligase 1
Exons: 6
Coding region: 85-2238 (717 amino acids)
Biological process (GO): protein monoubiquitination; regulation of DNA replication
Molecular function (GO): ubiquitin-protein transferase activity
Source: RefSeq, a predicted model, not a curated record
CGUAGCCGGCCUCGCGCGGCCCCAGACGCGGCGAGAGGCCGCCGUCGGCGGGACUUCCGUGUUGGCGGGCUUCUGAACGCUGCCAUGGCUCAGACCGUGCAGAACGUUACAUUGUCGCUCACGCUGCCCAUCACGUGCCACAUUUGCUUGGGGAAGGUACGCCAGCCUGUUAUAUGCAUCAACAACCAUGUGUUUUGUUCAAUUUGUAUCGAUUUGUGGUUGAAGAAUAAUAGCCAGUGUCCAGCUUGCAGAGUUCCCAUCACACCUGAAAAUCCUUGCAAAGAGAUUAUUGGAGGAACAAGUGAAAGUGAACCUAUGCUAAGCCAUACAGUCAGGAAGCACCUUCGGAAAACUAGACUUGAGUUACUCCACAAAGAGUAUGAGGAUGAAAUAGAUUGUCUGCAGAAAGAAGUAGAAGAUCUUAAGAGUAAAAAUCUCAGCUUGGAGUCACAAAUCAAAACUAUUCUGGAUCCUUUAGCUGUGAUGCAAGGCAACCAAAAUGAAGAUAAACAUCCAGUUGCAGAUAAUCCAAGUAAAAUUGGCCCAGAAACUGAGGCAGAGUGGAAGAAAAAACUUAGAACAGCUAAUGAAAUCUAUGAAAAAGUAAAAGAUGAUGUGGAUAAGUUAAAGGAAGCAAAUAAAAAAUUGAAAUUGGAAAAUGGUGGCCUGGUGAGAGAGAAUUUACGACUGAAGGCUGAAGUUGAUAACAGAUCACCCCAGAAGUUUGGAAGGUUUACAGUAGCUGCUCUUCAGUCCAAAGUAGAACAGCAUGAACGUGAAACCAAUCGCCUCAAGAAAGCCCUGGAACGAAGUGAUAAAUAUAUAGAGGAACUAGAAUCUCAAAUUGCACAGCUAAAAAAUUCAAGUGAAGAGAAGGAAGCUAUGAAUUCCAUUUGCCAGAGAGCACUUUCUACUGAUGGCAAGGGGAGCAUAGGUAACGAGGAGGAUAUGGCCUCAAAGAGUCAAGGUGAUGGUGCCAGAAAGCAGGUUGGCUCAUCCACCUCAAGUUCUCACCUGGCAAAACCUUCUAGCAGUUCUGCGAGGCAGGAAUGCACCAGCAAAACAGAACCAAAUUGUUCGAAGAACAAAGACCUAUAUCAGAAACAGGUGGAAAUAAUGUUAGAUGUCACAGAUACAAGUAUGGAUACUUACUUGGAAAGAGAAUGGGGUAAUAAACCAAGUGAUUGUAUACCCUACAAAGAUGAAGAACUUUAUGAUCUUCCAGCUCCUUGUACUCCUUUGUCCCUUAGUUGCCUUCAGCUCAGUACUCCAGAAAACAGAGAGAGCUCUGUGGUCAAAGCAGUAGGUUCCAAAAAGCACUCAAAUCAUCUCAGAAAAUUGGUGUUUGAUGAUUUUUGUGAUUCUCCGAAUGUUUGUAAUAAAGAUUCAUCAGAAGAUGAUAGAAGUGAAAAUGAAAAGAAAUCAGAAUGUUUUACUUCCUCAAAGACAGGGUUUUGGGACUGUUGUUCCACAAGCUAUGCCCAAAACUUGGAUUUUGAAAGCUCAGAGGGGAACACGAUAGCAAAUUCUGUUGGAGAAAUUUCUUUAAAAUUAAGUGAAAAAUCAGGCUCAUGCUUAUCCAAAAGGUUGAAUUCUAUUCGCUCUUUUGAAAUGAAUCGGACAAGAACAUCCAGUGAGGCAUCAAUGGACGCAGCUUACCUUGACAAAAUCUCUGAACUGGAUUCAAUGAUGUCGGAAUCUGACAACAGCAAGAGCCCUUGUAAUAAUGGUUUUAAGUCCGUGGAUCUGGAUGGAUUAUCCAAGUCAUCUCAAGGCAGUGAAUUUCUUGAGGAACCAGAUAAGUUGGAGGAAAGAACUAAGCCAAACCUUUCCAAAGGUUCUCUAACUACUGAUCAGUUAGAAAAUGGGAAUGAAUGGAAACCCACUUCUUUUUUUCUCCUCUCUCCAUCUGACCAAGAAAUGAAUGAAGAUUUUUCUCUUCAUACUAGUUCUAACCCAGGAACUAAUGAAAUCAAACCCCCGAGCUGUUUGUUUCAGACUGAGUUUUCCCAGGGUGUUUUGUUAAGCAGUUCACACCGGCUAUUUGAAGAUCAGCGGUUUGGGUCAUCUUUGUUUAAGAUGACUUCAGAGAUGCAUGGUCUUCAUAACCACCUUCAGUCUCCAUGGUCUGCCUCCUUUGUGCCUGAGAAGAGGAAUAAAAAUAUGAAUCAAUCAGCGAAAAGAAAAAUCCAGAGCAGUCUUUCCAAUGCUAGCCCAUCAAAAGCAACUAAAAGUUGACUCAUUAGAAAGGUGUCAUUUAUGUUUUUGUCCUGAGAGGAAUAUAAGUUUUUAAAGUUACUUUUUUCCCCUCGUAAAAGUUCUGUAUGAUUUUGAAUUGAUAAUCUGUAGUCAAGUGUCAAGUCAGAAUGGUGGUUUAGCCUGUAGCCCAAAUACUUCUGUUCAUUUUAAAGAAUUUGUCCUUUUUCAGUUUCAUUUGGGCAUCUUUUUAACUAGAAAAGAUAGUUUCAUGAAUAUUAUAUGUAUCUGGUUUGGGUGUAUUUUGUUUUCUUGAAUCUUAAUUUAGCUGUUAGAUACAGUGGCCUAUUAAUGAGCCUUGGUUGUCCUCAGAACUUGGAUUUCUUAAAUAAGACUUUUUGUGUUGUCUACACACUGCUCAUAAGACACUUGAGUUCUUUAAAGCUUUCCUAGGGUAAAAAUAAUUUUGCUUGCCCUUUUUUAUUUAUGUUUAGUGGUGGCCCAACUUUUAGGCAGGGCCAUGGUGGAGAAAUAGCACUCUAACCUUAGUCCAAUACUCAUUUACUUUUUUUUUUAAAGACUUUUUUGUACGUAUGUUUGCAUUUUUAACAUUGUGUUUUGUACAAUUUUUGUGAAAACCUUUUGCUAAAAUGAAAGAAUACAUUUUCUAUAUGAAAAUAUUUGUUUUAUGUCAGGUAGCUUUCGUUUCCUCAUCUUUUUGUAUGUGUGUUGAAAAUCAGAAAUUGAGCCUUCUACUCUUACUUUGGAAAGAAGGCGUAGAACGGUUGGUUGGGUUUGGAGGAGCCUAAACGUGGGAACUUCAUUAUUCCAGAUACACAGGUGCAGAAGUGCUCUUUGCCAAAUUCUUGAUCCACUUUCAUCCCAGGGGAGGUUUUUUUUUUGGAGUGAAGUUCUUGUUUGCAUGUUACUGUUCUUUGUGGAAACUCUGUAUGCAUGGUAGUGUUCUUGCUUGCACUGUUUUCCUUACUUAAGAAAAAGAAGUUUUAGUUGGCUAAUAGCAUAUCUUUUAUGUAGGACAGAAUUUUUUUUCAUGAAGAGUGUUGAGAAUAGGUGAGCUAAGCACAAUUUUUAAUUUAGGCUCUGAAAAAGUAUAUUCUAAACAUGUUUGGUAUGCCAAUAUAGGCCUUUAAAAAUGGUUUGUAUGCUAAUGACUUGUUUAUCUAAUGUGCACUGAACAUUUUACAUUAAUACUGUACUGUUUUACAUUAAUACUGCAUGCUUUUUUCUAUGUGAAUUGAAUAAAGGAUGUCAUAAGCACUGUAAUCCUUGAUGUUGUCUCAGAUAUUGAAUUAGCCUUUAAAGACCAUUAAAACUUACCAUUUCUAAUUGA